Eucalyptus grandis is the source of this 1092-nucleotide messenger RNA. Its product is annotated as serine/threonine-protein kinase RIPK. The transcript is spliced from 5 exons. Lineage: Eukaryota; Viridiplantae; Streptophyta; Magnoliopsida; Myrtales; Myrtaceae. Gene Ontology annotation, biological process: protein phosphorylation. The coding region runs from base 1 to 1092 and encodes 363 amino acids. Gene Ontology annotation, molecular function: ATP binding; protein kinase activity. The record is from RefSeq and is a predicted model, not a curated record.
AUGACAUUGAAGAACAUAAACUGGAAAUCUAUGAUCUUUAGCUGCUACAAGACCCGGACUUCUCAGCCCAAACGGGAUGAACGAGCCACAAAGCAGGGCUGCAUUAACAGGGUAUCGCUCGCAGAUGUUUGUGAUCCCAGCUUGCAGGUCUCCGUCCAUAAUCUCUCGGUUUGUCUCGUCAGCUCCAAUCUUCGCAUAUUUACUCUGGAGGAACUGAGAGCAGCGACCAGUGAUUUCUCAUGGAGCAAUUUUCUUGGUGAGGGCGGGUUCGGGCGAGUGCACAAAGGUUUUGUCGCCAACACCCUUAGGCCUGGAUUGGAGGCUGGAGCUGUAGCCGUGAAGCUGCUGAACUUGACCGGGUGGCAAGGCCACAAGGAGUGGCUGGCGGAAAUAAUUUUCCUUGGACAACUCCGGCAUCCUCAUCUUGUCAAAUUGAUCGGAUGUUGUUGUGAGGAUGAGCACCGGCUCCUAGUCUACGAGUACAUGGAGCGAGGGAGCCUAGAAAAUCUCCUUUUCGGUAACUGUUCCCCGGCCCUGCCGUGGUCAGUCAGGAUGAAAAUCGCUCUAGGAGCUGCCAAAGGCCUGGCUUUCCUUCACGAAUCCGAUAGACCGGUGAUAUACCGGGAUUUCAAAGCUUCAAAUAUAUUGCUGGACUUGGACUAUGCGGCUAAAUUGUCGGACUUCGGCCUGGCAAUGGAUGGUCCAGAAGGAGAUGACACGCACGUCUCGACACGAAUCAUGGGCACCCCGGGCUAUGCAGCCCCCGAGUACAUCCUGACAGGUCACCUGACGACGAUGAGCGACCUGUACGGCUUCGGGGCGGUCCUGCUGGAGCUCCUCACGGGCAAGAUGGUGAUGGACAAGACGCGGCCCCGGCAGGAGCAGGACCUUGUGGCUUGGGCAAGGCCGAUGCUUAAGGACCUCAGCAAGCACGAGCGUGCUGUCAUGGACCCAAGGCUCGAGGGGCGGUUCUGCGCCAAGGGGGCGCAGGUGGUGGCCGUGCUGGCCUACAAGUGCCUGAGCCACGACUCGAGCAGGAGGCCCAGGAUGAGUGAGGUGGUCAGGGUCCUGGAGCUUCUCCAGGCAGAGUAA